Messenger RNA from Thelazia callipaeda (thelaziosis nematode), 2091 nucleotides. Lineage: Eukaryota; Metazoa; Nematoda; Chromadorea; Rhabditida; Thelaziidae. The record is from the annotation of a GenBank genome assembly.
AUGUAUGUAAGCGAAAAUCCACAUCCAUCUAAUCCAGAUACAACUGAUGCAGCAGAGGGAAGAGGAUAUACAAGACUUAUUUCAAAUAAGCGUAAAGCUAAUCGAGACAGAGUUCCAUUAAAAACUAGGAACGAAGUUGAAGAGUCUCAUCCUAGUGGAAGCGAAAGUGGUAUUUACAGAGAGGAUGUAAAUUUCACUGUAAGAACACUUCACGAUGAUAGGCAAGAAAGUGGCGCGAUUCAUGAAUUUAUGAUAGAUCCACUGAAUAUUGAAAACGUGCACAAGGAAGAAAAUGAAAACACAACUAAUUUUGACUUUGAAAGAAAAUCCAAAAUUUGUGAAAAUGAAUGGGAUGUCAGUGUGAGUGGGUGGAAGAUUGAAGAAAAUUUUGGUACAUGUCAAAGUGAACAAAAUUCUUCAGUUGUUAAAGAAACUGUUUUCAAUGCUGAAGAAAUAGAUAAACAGCAGCAGGAAGAAAAUAAAGAAGAAAAGAAAAUUAGGAUAACCACUGUGGAAAAGGCUAUACAGUAUGGUGAAGACGAAGAAAAUGAAAAUUAUUGUGAUGGAGUCAAGAAUCAGACAAGUCAUAAAGUAAACAGAAGUGGAUCCAUUCGGAAAACAAAAUCUUUGGGCAUUCUCAAUUUGAGAUUCCUAAGCGCAGUCUGCAUACAAGUUGACAAUACAGGGUGUAAAGAGCUGAAUCUUGAAUCAAUCGUUCGUGCGAUGGGAGUUGAAAAACGACGAAUUUAUGAUGUUGUGAAUAUUUAUGAGUCUUUGGGAGCAAUGCAAAAGUCCCAUAAAAGUAUUUAUAACUGGAAAGAUUUCUGUGACUUGCCGUCAACAUUUCAUAAAUUGAAGUUAUCAGCUGAAAAGGAAAACAUCUACGAAAAAGUAAAGGAUAUGCAGUGCUCUAUGAUAAAAUUUGUUGAACGAAUGAAAAAAAGCAAGAAAGCUGUGGGUAAACAACUGUUGACUACAUCAUCAGAGAAAGUAAAUGUCUCUUGUGUUACGGAUCUAUCACAGGCCAAUAUCAGUGAUUGUAGUAGUUCAUUUCAAGACUUGAAUAAUUCUAAACAAAAAGAAGGCAAUUGUCAUCGGGGUCACAAUUCGCUAACCCAUUUAUGCACUAAUUUUUGCAAAGUUUUGAUAUCGGGAUUGGAUCGAGAACCUAACUUUCAAGUCAGUCUCGAUGUUUUAAGUACCAUGUUAAUUACACCAAAUGAGCGAACGGAUUAUAGGCCACCUGAUCGGAGUCGUUGUCGACGGAUUUACGAUGUUGCAAAUGUUUUAACAUCCCUGAGAUUGGUUGAAAGAAGAGUUCGUAUUUUUUCAUCAAAAAAAAUUCCGUUUUUUGUGUACUGUGGGCCAAAAAUUUGCGAAGACGAAAAAUUCGAUAUAGUGCAACAUCUGUGUGUCAAUAAAUUGUCUGCAACUUUAAAGUAUUCAGAAGAAAAACGAGCAUAUGAAAUUGAAGAAAAAGUAUUGGAAUUGCAUCACCAGAAGCGAAAAAAAGGAGAGAGUAAUGGGCAUGAUCCUGAAAGCGAAAAUGAUAUCGAACCCUCAAAGCAACGUAUGCGAACUGAAGCACAAGCAAAAGCUGUCCAAGAUAACGCUACAACCCGUCAUGUAAUGAUCAUGCCGAAAACUGAAAAUAAUACAUCAGGAAGCGCAUUCGUACCAGUACUGCGUCCUCAACCGCAGAUGUUCUUCCUGACAGUAGAGCAUUUGCCGUUAUUUGGAGUAGAAAAUUUGUAUUUUUUUCAGCAAAUUAUCAAUUCUCCGACAUUGAUAUCUUUAAAUAAUCCUUCGCAAUCAGUUGUAUCUUGGAAUUCUCCUCAAUAUUUAACGAUUCCUGUAUAUCCUAAACCACCUGCACAAGUUGUCUUUCAUCCAAAUUUGGAUUUCAAUACAGGGCCGUACAAUGCAGUAAUGUUUCCGUAUUAUACACUUUCUCCAUAUGUCCUGCAGCCUUCAUCGGUUGAGGGAACGGGUAAUGCGGGUGAAGCACCUCCAGUUCAACAACAACCACCUAUUCAAACAACUGUACAUUCUAUCUCCUCACCAUUUAAUAUCGAUUCAUUGUUAAACUAG